GCUGCGGCGCUCCUUUUUCCAUCACCAGUUGUUCAACACGCGCGCGCUCCGUCUCUGUUUUCUUUUUCCGAAUAACCUGCGCGCUCCCUCCGACUUCCAGCGGUGCGCAGUGGCCUUUCUUUGUGGCUUCCAGCGGCUGUGACUGGGCGAGCGCCGACGCUGCUCUACUACAGCUGCCCAGGUCUUCGUCGGGCACUUUGCCAGCGACGUGCACCAACCAGGGUAGAAUUUUCUGCAAAACCACAAAAUGGCUCAGGCCGCAAGGCUGAAUCUGAGAAUGCAGAAAGAGAUUAAGCUUCUAUUGGAUGAUCCACCCCAUGGGGUUUCUCUUAAUCUUUCUGAAGACAAAAAUGUCUUGUCAUCGUUAUCAAGUAUCGAAGCCAAAAUUGAAGGACCCGAGGGAACAGUUUAUGCCAAGGGAGUUUUCAUUUUGAAGAUACAAAUUCCUGAAAGGUACCCUUUUCAACCACCGAAUGUGACUUUUGUUACUCCCAUUUAUCAUCCCAAUAUUGACAAUGGAGGACGCAUUUGCCUUGAUAUUCUCAAUUUGCCCCCAAAGGGAGCCUGGCAACCAUCACUCAACAUUGCUACUGUGUUGACAAGCAUUGGCUUGCUGCUAAGUGAGCCAAACCCGGAUGAUGGGUUGAUGGCUGAAAUAAGCCGAGAAUACAAAUACAAUAGACAAGUAUUUGACACAACUGCUCAGUUAUGGACAGAUAAGUAUGCUAGUUCUGCUGCUGUUGGUGCUAGCGGUUGGUGUUCUGUAGAUGCUGAUGUCCUGGCACAGAAUACACAGAUGGAGGACACAAAUAACCUGGGAUCACUGCCAAAUGUUUCUAAAAAAGUUUGUGAAGGGAAUCAAAGGAAGAUGCGGUUACUGGGACAAAAGUUAUCACUAAAGUAUGAAAGAUCUGAAGAGAGUAUGAAAACUGUCAAGCAAGACCCAGUUGCUAGCUACCUACCAUCCAUGGCAGGAUCCACUUAUCCUACUGCUUGUUUUUCAGAUGUUUCAGGCAGAAAGAAUGAUACUUCAGAGAACAUGUCUAUCAGUACUGAUAGUGGAGUGGUUUCAAAGCAAGAUCACCAAGGCCAUAAAAAGGAAUUGCAGUUACCUGGCCAGAGUCUUUUUGUUACCUCAGAAGCCCCUUGCAAAAGCAGCGAUGCCAGUGAUAUGCUAUCUAAUCAUCUUCCAAUAGAUGCAUCUGAUGCUAAAGAUCAUGUCAUGCAAUCUUCUGAUGGCAUUUUAGAGAAUAAUUCGGCAAGGAGAAUUGGCGGAUCAUCAGCUAGCGCAUAUAAAGCACCGGAAGGAAACCGAAGGAAUAUCAGGGCACUGAAGUUGUCACUGAAAUCAGUAAAGCCUGAAAAGAAAAACAACGAUCAAAAUGAAAAUAUGGCUCCAAACCAUCUGCCUUCACAGUCAAGCUUUAGCUAUUUGCAGAAAAGGCCCUUAGAUGCUGUUUCAAGGAAAAAAUUCGACGGAGGUCCUGCACUGGUUCAACAGAAUCCUAACACUGAGCAGAAACCAUCGAACACUAACAUGGUAUCAAAUGAAGAGCGCAACCAAGGUCUAAAGAUGCUGUGUUCACAACGCAGGAGGCUGUCACUGAAAUCGGAGCCGCGGCUGCCUAGAGUAGAAAAUGCCUGUGAAAAGGAGACUAAGCGACCCAAUAAUUUUCCUCUAAGCGAUGAGAAACUCAAUGAACUGCCAUCAUCUGAACCAAUCCCCAAAGGUGAACCCGUGGCACCCAGUGAACUCCCAUUUUCGGCGCCAGCAGUCCUCAAAAGUCAAACCAGGGCCCUUGGCUCUGCUGGUGGACAGAAAGACUCCAGCUCAGGCAAUUCCUGUGUCAAUGAAAACACGCUUGCCAUCGAGAAUGCUGUUGUUUCAGACAGUGAAGAUAGCGCAGACGAGCGUGAAAGGCCCCCAAGAUCAAGGCUAUCAUUGAUGCGGAGACGACUGGGUGGAAAGCUGAGGACUUAGUGUCACCGCAGAACUAUUUCUAUGCUGCGUUGUAAAUUCUUGGAAGGCGAGUAUUCCAAUUUGCUCAAACAAAUUGUGCCUGCGUUUGUGGUAGAUCAGGCCCUAUAGGUUAGUAUAUGUGUUAGAGAACUCUGUCGUCCUACAACGUCGUGGAGGGUGCUCUGUUGGUGGUACUCCUUUUGUUGGUAACGAAAUUUGAAGAACUAGAUUUUUCUUAUGCAAUUCAGUUUUAGCAGCUGCGUAUUGAGCAAGUAUUGGUGGUUCUACUUUUUUUUAACCAGAUGUUUCCGGAGGGCAUGUACAGUGUAGGAAUGCUAAGAGAACAGUGGAAGUCUUGUACAUGAUGGCAAGAUCCUU
Molecule: messenger RNA, 2338 nt
Organism: Zea mays
Lineage: Eukaryota; Viridiplantae; Streptophyta; Magnoliopsida; Poales; Poaceae
Exons: 7
Coding region: 248-1981 (577 amino acids)
Source: RefSeq, marked validated